AUGCUCGUCAAGUCUGGACUUGUCCGUAACGCCUUCCGCCUUCCUCGAGCUGCCACCGCUCACGGUCGCACUGCUCAGCGCGCUUACUCGACGCCGGCGGAUGCGAAGGGCAUCAACUUUGCCCUCAGUGACGAGCAGGCUGCCAUCCACGAGCUGGCCCAGAACUUUUCUCGCGAGAAGAUUGUCCCUGUUGCCGCCGAGUACGACCGCACCAUGGAGUACCCUUGGCCCAUUCUCAAGGAGGCUCACGAACUUGGCCUCAUGAACACCCAUGUCCCGGAGUCCUGUGGUGGCCCUGGACUUGGCGUUCUCGAUGAAGUCCUCAUCCAGGAGUCCAUUGCUUUCGGCUGCUCUGGUAUCGGAACUGCUAUCGCUGCUAACGGUCUCGGACAGACCCCUGUGAUCAUCGCCGGAUCGGACGCUCUGAAGAAGAAGUACCUGGGCCGCAUGACUGAGGAAUGCAUGGUCGCCUCAUACGCCGUUACGGAGCCCGGUGCCGGUUCGGACGUUGCUGCCAUUAAGACCAAGGCUGAGAAGCAGGGUGACAAGUGGGUCAUCAACGGUACCAAGAUGUGGAUCACCAACUCUGGCCACGCCAACUGGUUCUUCGUUCUUGCCGUCACCGAUCCCUCCGCCCCCGUCAACAAGCGCAUGACUGGUUUCGUUGUGGAGGCCGACACCCCCGGCGUUGCCCCCGGAAAGAAGGAGAUCAACAUGGGCCAGCGCUGCUCCGAUACCCGCAUGGUCAACUUCCAAGAUGUUGUCGUUUCCGAGGAGAACAUCGUUGGUAAGCCCGGAGAGGGCUUCAAGAUCGCCAUGGGCGUCUUCGAUGUCAGCCGCCCCGUCGUCGCCGCUGGAGCUGUGGGUCUUGCCCAGCGUGCCCUCGAGGAGGCCACCAAGUACGCUCAGGAGCGUCAGACCAUGGGCAAGCCCAUCAUCAACCACCAGGGCGUCGGCUUCAUGUUGGCCGACAUGGCCCUCAAUGUCGAGGCCUCUCGUGGACUGACGUGGCGCGGCGCUUGGGUCCGUGACCAGGGAGAGCGCAACAGUGUGUAUCCCGAUGAAGAGCAAGAGCUGACCUGGGUAGCCUACGUCGCUUCGCUUGCCAAACUCAUGGCUAGCAAGGCCGCCGUUGAGAACGCGAGCCUCGGUAUCCAAGGCAUUGGCUUCAACACAGAGACCCCGAUGGAGAAGCUCUUCCGUGACUCCAAGAUUUUCGAGCUCUACGAGGGUACCUCGCAGAUUCAGCGCCUCAUCAUCUCCCGCCACCUCCCCACCAUGUACCCCGCUUGA
This is a messenger RNA of Trichosporon asahii var. asahii CBS 2479, 1293 nucleotides long. RefSeq lists its product as uncharacterized. Gene Ontology annotation, molecular function: medium-chain fatty acyl-CoA dehydrogenase activity; flavin adenine dinucleotide binding. Lineage: Eukaryota; Fungi; Basidiomycota; Tremellomycetes; Trichosporonales; Trichosporonaceae. The record is from RefSeq and is a predicted model, not a curated record. The transcript has 3 exons. Gene Ontology annotation, cellular component: mitochondrion. Gene Ontology annotation, biological process: medium-chain fatty acid catabolic process; fatty acid beta-oxidation. The coding region runs from base 1 to 1293 and encodes 430 amino acids.